Messenger RNA from Selaginella moellendorffii, 925 nucleotides. RefSeq names its product small heat shock protein, chloroplastic. Gene Ontology annotation, biological process: response to heat. Lineage: Eukaryota; Viridiplantae; Streptophyta; Lycopodiopsida; Selaginellales; Selaginellaceae. Bases 117 to 845 code for a protein of 242 amino acids. The record is from RefSeq and is a predicted model, not a curated record. The transcript is spliced from 2 exons.
GCAUUCCAGAAGCCUCUAGACGUUCUGUUUCUCUCCAAAUAGAACGUCGAAGAAACGCGACGUAUAUAAGCAUUGUGGGUAGAUUUCUUUGCGCAUCCAUCCAUCCAUCCAAGAACAUGGCGAUCAGGGUUCUAGCGAAGAGCUUCCGCCCUUCCUCCUCCCUCGCGUCUCCCCGCGGCGCGAUCUUCCAGCUCCUCCGCACGAACUCCAAUCAAUCAGGAGCAGCGGCAGCGGCGACGCGGGGUGCCACUGGAAAUCCCCCCUUGGAUGGAGGAUCAUCGGGCGUGGAUCUCACCAAGGAUGAUAAUCUCGGUGUCAUAGACAACGCGAGCAUGGGGCGGAGGGGGAGAAUCCGAGCGCCGGUGCCGCAGCUCCACCAGCCAGAAGGAAUUUUCGAUCUUUGGAGCCCGUAUGCGCCGUCGAGGAGCAUGCGCCAGAUGGUGGAGACGAUGAAUCGCAUCCUCGAUCCAGGUUUCUUUCGUGGAUUGGACAAUGGGCUCUACAUCGGGAGGAUGCCGUGGGACAUCGUCGAUGGCAAGGAUGCGUUCCACCUCCGGCUUGACAUGCCGGGAUUCAACAAGGAGGAUGUCAAGGUCCACGUUGAGGACGAGGAGCUGGUGAUCAAGGCCGAGAGGAGCGGCAGUGGCAGCGCUGGCGGCGGCGGUGGCGACGAGCCGGGGAGUGUGUUUGAUAUCCAGAGAUCUGUUAACACGCGCAUGGCUCUUCCGCCGGAGGCUGCCAGGGACAAGAUCAAAGCGGAGCUCAAGAACGGUGUUCUCGCGAUCGUGCUUCCUAAGGAGCAAGUUCCAGAAGAGAAGAAGCGCGUAGCUGUGGACGUAGCUUGAGAGGAGAUAGAGAUCUCACACGUACAUUUGUAAGUCUUUCACACUUUAGCUUCUAUGCAAAGAGUUUUUUUCUUCGCAGA